Molecule: messenger RNA, 540 nt
Organism: Eimeria tenella
Lineage: Eukaryota; Apicomplexa; Conoidasida; Eucoccidiorida; Eimeriidae
Exons: 2
Source: RefSeq, a predicted model, not a curated record
AAAAAGAAACUGGAAGCACAAUUGGCUGCUUUGGGGGGAAACGAUGAGCCAGCGAACGAAGAAGAGCAGCAGCAGCAGCAGCAGCUGCUGCAGCAGCAGCUAGACGCUGACCAAGGAUGGGUCGAUGUCUCUGUAGAGCAGCAAACCCCACAAGUCCAGGAAGAAGUCCAACAGCUAGCCAAGAUGGCCUCGAAUCUGCCUGGGACUCCUGCUGCUGCAGCAGCAGCAGCAGCAACAGAACCUGGGGAGGAAAAGGAGACAGAAAAGGAGGCAGUUAAAAAGAACAAAAAAGAAAAGAAGAAACACAAGAAGCAUGAAAGAGACAGCAGCAGGGAAAGAGAAAAAGAAAAGAAGAAAAAGGACAGUGAGAAGCACAAGGACAGCGAGAAGCACAAGCCCAGCAGCAGCAGCAGCAGCAGCGGCAGCAGCAGCAACAGGAAGCACUCAGACGGGAAGUCUUCAAGAGAGAAGCAAAAGCGGAAGCAGGAGAAGGAGCUCAUGAAGGCCCUUUCCUCUCGACGCACUGUCAGACUGGGAUAG